This is a messenger RNA of Colletotrichum acutatum, 939 nucleotides long. Its product is annotated as S-adenosyl-L-methionine-dependent methyltransferase. The transcript has 5 exons. The coding region runs from base 1 to 939 and encodes 312 amino acids. The record is from RefSeq and is a predicted model, not a curated record. NCBI's taxonomy places the organism in Eukaryota, Fungi, Ascomycota, Sordariomycetes, Glomerellales, Glomerellaceae.
AUGUGUCCCGAGGGAGACGAGGACCAGACGGCUGCGGCCACGGCGCAGCAGCAGGAGACCGCGGCGAACGCAGCGGCUGGAAUUCUACCGGCUGAGCACUGGGUGCAAGCGGCACGAGACGCUGCUAACGACGACGAUGCCGACUCUGCGCUAGGCGACGACAACGCCAGCUCCACGGCGUCGAUCACCUCUACGAUUUUGCAGUACCGGAAGAUACACGGGAGGACGUUCCACGGCGAGGUUGGCGACGCCCAGUAUUGUGACUUUGCCGACGAGAACCCCGAAUGUGAAGUCAUUGGAACGGACAUCUCCCCAAUCCAACCUAGCUGGGUUCCGCCUAAUCUGAAGUUUGAAAUUGACGACUGCACGCGCGAAUGGACCUUCGAACCAGAGUCCUUUGACUAUGUUCACAUCCGCUUCCUGGUCGGCAGCAUCGCGGACUGGCCAGCGCUGUUUAAGCAGGCGUACAGGGCUCUGAAGCCGGGCGGGUACCUUGAAAGUUUCGAGGUCUCGCCGGCCAUCAUGAGCGACGACGGGACCGUCCCGGAGACUAGCGCGCUGGGUCAGUGGGGCAAGUUCUUCGAGGAGGGCGGCCGGAAGAUGGGUCGAACGUUCCGGGUCCUCGACGAGAACUUGCAGAGGACGUCAAUGGAGGACGCCGGCUUUGAGAGUAUUACGGAGUGGAACAAUAAGGCCCCUAUCGGUAACUGGCCAAAGGACGAGGUGAAGAAGGAGAUUGGCGAGUGGGCUCAGCUGACGCUCCUGUCGGACAUUGAGGGCUAUGUCCUUUUCAUGGCCAACGUCAUGUCGACUUGGUCUCGUGAGGAAAUCCACAUAUAUGCGGCGCAGCUGCGUCGCGAGAUCCGGUCUGGCAAGCUUCAUGGGUACUACCGCCAGAGAGCAGUCUGGGGACAGAAGCCUCUGAAGACCGAGGCGUAG